CCGGCGUGGCGGGUGUAGGCGGGGAAGAAGGAGCGGGCCCUCUGCGCUCCGUCUCACUCUCGCGCUCUCUCGGGCAACAUGGCGGGCGUGGAGGAGCCCGCGUCCUCCGGGAGCCACCUGAAUGGCGAUCUGGAUCCCGACGACAAGGACGAGGGAGCGGCCUCGACGGCUGAGGAGGCAGCCAAGAAGAAAAGACGGAAGAAGAAGAAGAGUAAGGGGACUGCCACAGCAGGGCAGCAGGAACCUGAUAAGGAAUCAGGAAUGUCAGUUGAUGAGGUUACAAGACAGUUGGAAAGACAAGCUUUGGAAGAAAAAGAAAGAGAUGAUGAUGAUGAAGAUGGAGAUGGUGAUGGAGAUGGAGCAACUGGAAAAAAGAAAAAGAAGAAAAAGAAGAAGAGAGGACCAAAAGUUCAAACAGACCCUCCCUCAGUUCCAAUAUGUGACCUGUAUCCUAAUGGUGUAUUUCCCAAAGGACAAGAAUGCGAGUACCCACCCACACAAGAUGGGCGAACAGCUGCUUGGAGAACUACAAGUGAAGAAAAGAAAGCACUCGAUCAAGCUAGUGAAGAGAUUUGGAAUGAUUUUCGAGAAGCUGCAGAAGCACAUCGCCAAGUUAGAAAAUAUGUUAUGAGCUGGAUCAAACCUGGAAUGACAAUGAUAGAAAUCUGUGAAAAGUUGGAAGACUGUUCACGAAAGCUAAUAAAAGAAAAUGGAUUAAAUGCAGGCCUGGCAUUUCCUACAGGGUGUUCUCUCAAUAACUGUGCUGCCCAUUACACUCCCAAUGCCGGCGACACAACAGUAUUACAGUAUGAUGACAUCUGUAAGAUAGACUUUGGAACGCAUAUAAGUGGUAGGAUUAUUGACUGUGCUUUUACUGUCACUUUUAAUCCCAAAUAUGAUACAUUAUUAAAGGCUGUAAAAGAUGCCACUAACACUGGAAUAAAGUGUGCUGGAAUUGAUGUCCGUCUGUGUGAUGUUGGUGAGGCUAUCCAGGAAGUAAUGGAAUCAUAUGAAGUUGAGAUUGAUGGGAAGACCUAUCAAGUGAAACCAAUCCGUAAUCUAAAUGGACAUUCAAUUGGGCCAUAUAGAAUUCAUGCUGGGAAAACAGUACCCAUUGUGAAAGGAGGAGAGGCAACAAGGAUGGAGGAAGGAGAAGUAUACGCUAUUGAAACUUUCGGUAGCACAGGAAAAGGUGUUGUUCAUGAUGAUAUGGAAUGUUCACAUUACAUGAAAAAUUUUGAUGUUGGGCAUGUGCCAAUAAGGCUUCCAAGAACAAAACACUUGUUAAAUGUCAUCAAUGAAAACUUUGGAACCCUUGCCUUCUGCCGCAGAUGGCUGGAUCGCUUGGGAGAAAGUAAAUACUUGAUGGCUCUGAAGAAUCUGUGUGACUUGGGCAUAGUAGAUCCUUAUCCACCAUUAUGUGACAUUAAAGGAUCAUAUACAGCGCAGUUUGAACAUACCAUACUCUUACGUCCAACAUGUAAAGAAGUUGUCAGCAGAGGAGAUGACUAUUAAAACUUAGUCCAAAGCCACCAAAACAUCUUUUAUUUUCUAAGCUUUGUUGGAUUAUACCAGAAUUAAUUUGCAACAUGUUGUCUGUUAACAGUGGAUAUAAUACUUUUAUCCAUGUUUAAAAAGGAAGGAAUUUGAUCAAAGGCAAACCAUCUAAUGUAAUUAACCAAGGAAAAAGCUUUCAGGACUUUGAGAUUUAACUGUUCAUCUUCCCCUCUCCCCACUUCUAGGAAAUGCUAUUAAGCUCAAAUUAGUUAGAAAUGACUGACAUAUUUUGAACACCUAAGAGAUGCUUUUCAGUUAUUUAUAUUGCCAUAUUCUUAAUUGAAUGCUUCGAAUGACUACAUCCGAUUCUGCACCUAUACCCUCUGGUAUUGCUUUUUAAACCUUCCUGGAAUUCAUUUUCUAAAAAAUAAAGACAUUUUCAGAUCUGAGAGCUACA
Sorex fumeus (smoky shrew) is the source of this 1954-nucleotide messenger RNA. RefSeq names its product methionyl aminopeptidase 2 (gene METAP2). The transcript is spliced from 11 exons. The record is from RefSeq and is a predicted model, not a curated record. Bases 79 to 1515 code for a protein of 478 amino acids. Gene Ontology annotation, molecular function: metalloaminopeptidase activity. Gene Ontology annotation, biological process: proteolysis. NCBI's taxonomy places the organism in Eukaryota, Metazoa, Chordata, Mammalia, Eulipotyphla, Soricidae.